Ilex paraguariensis (yerba mate) is the source of this 1003-nucleotide messenger RNA. The record is from the annotation of a GenBank genome assembly. NCBI's taxonomy places the organism in Eukaryota, Viridiplantae, Streptophyta, Magnoliopsida, Aquifoliales, Aquifoliaceae.
CCAUUACUCUAUAAAUGACACAAGUAAGCACAACCCACCAUAUAUACCAAACUUACAAAUAUAUCUUCUCGUUAACAUAGUCAUUCUCGCUACACUUUUGUAAGCACCACCACCAUGGCUGAAGAGAAGAAGCACCACCACCUAUUCGGCCACCACAAGAAGGAUGAGGACAAGCCCAUUGAUGCGGUGCCCUACUCCGAGACCGGCUACUCCGAGCCCACCUAUGCCGGCGACAGCAUGGGUGGGUACCGUGAAAGUAAGAUUGGUGGGUACGGUGAAACUAAGACCGGCUACUCCGAGACCACCUAUGCCGGCGACAGCAUGGGUGGGUACGGCGAAAGCAAGAUGGGUGGGUACGGCGAAAGCAAGACCGGCCACUCCGAUACCACCUAUGCCGGCGACAGCAUGGGUGGGUACGGCGAAACUAAGAUGGCAUCUGCUGAGAAAGCCCAUGAUUAUGAGAAAGAGGAGGAGAAGCACAAAAAACGCGAACACAAGGGUGAGGUUGCCGCCGUCACUGCUGGUGCCUAUGCCCUGUAUGAGAAGCACAAGGCAAAGAAGGACCCGGAGAACGAACAAAGGCACAAGAUAGAGGAAGAAAUUGCAGCAGCAGCAGCAGUUGGAUCAGGUGGAUAUGCAUUCCACGAGAAGCAUGAGAAGAAAGAAGCAAAGGAAGAUGAGGAAGAGGUUGAAAGAAAGAAGAAACACCACUUCUUCUAAUUGAAAGUGCCCUUCAUGUCUUUCCUUUCCUGUGGAUUUGGGUUAUCUUUAUUAGCAAAGACCCAACUACCCUAAAUAAUUGUAAUUGUGUUUGUUUGUGUGUGCGUGUCUCUCUGUGAGUAUGAGUUUGCUUUCAGGGUCCAUGUGGACCUAGUAAAUCAAAGCAGUCUUAGUUAACUAAUUCUGUAUUUAUAACCAUUGUGGGUAAUAAUAUGGUUUGAAAUGUGCAUAUAUGUGUAUUUUUUGUGAAUUAUUUAGCUUUUGUCUUGAAUGACAAGUGGCA